AUGUCCAUUUCGCAGGUGGGCUCAUUCCAGUUGUUCGUGGAGGGCUACAAGGACGCGGAUUACUGGCUGCGGAGGUUCGAGCAGGACCCCCCGCCGCCGCACGUCAUGCGAAAGUUCCAGCUGCAGUUCGAGCGGCUGGUGGUGCUGGACUACAUGAUCAGGAACACCGACCGCGGGAACGACAACUGGCUGAUCAAGUACGACGCGCCGCCGGCAGAUGGCGUUGCGCUCACCGAGCCCAGCGAGUGGUCCGGCGGCGCGGAGGUCCGCAUCGCGGCCAUCGACAACGGGCUGGCGUUCCCCUUCAAGCACCCCGACUCGUGGCGCGCCUACCCCUACCACUGGGCCUGGCUGCCGCAGGCCAAGCGCCCCUUCAGCCACGAGACCAAAGAGCUGGUUCUUCCGCUGCUGUCUGACAUGAAUUUCGUGCAAGAACUUUGUGAUGAGCUACAUAUACUUUUCAAGCAAGACAAGGGCUUCGACAAGGGGCUGUUCGAGCGGCAGAUGUCGGUGAUGCGCGGCCAAGUGCUGAACCUCACGCAGGCGCUCAAGGACAACAAGAGCCCCGUGCAGCUGGUGCAGAUGCCGGCCGUCAUCGUCGAGAGGUCCAAAAGCGGCACCACCUCUUCCCGCUUCUUCGACUCGUUCCAGCAGCGCUUCCAGCACAAGUCGCCGUUCUUCUCGUGGUGCUGUGGGCCGAGAGCAAGGAAAACGGCGGUAACUCCAAACGCGACGCUGCAAUAUAUA
Messenger RNA from Iphiclides podalirius (scarce swallowtail), 747 nucleotides. The record is from the annotation of a GenBank genome assembly. Lineage: Eukaryota; Metazoa; Arthropoda; Insecta; Lepidoptera; Papilionidae.